AUGAGAGUUGACGUUGACACUACGGCUUGGGAGACAGAGCCAAAUGUGCUGGCUGAAGCAGUGAGAGGGCUGCUUGGAAUGAUGAGAGGUGUUUCCGCAUCAGUGGAGUUGGAAAUAGCAGCAGUGAAAGAAGAAUUGUCCGAGUGCAAGGGGGAGUUGGCAGUUGUGAAGGAGGAAUUGACCGAGCGUAAGGGGGGGUUGGUAGCCGUGAAAGCGGAUGUUGCUGAGUGUAAGGGGGAGGUGGCAGAUGCAGAGGAGUUGGCUGAGUGUAAGGGGGAGGUGGCAGAUGCAGAGGAGUUGGCUGAGUGUAAGGGGGAGGUGGCAGAUGCAGAGGAGUUGGCUGAGUGUAAGGGGGAGGUGGCAGAUGCAGAGGAGUUGGCUGAGUGUAAGGGGGAGGUGGCAGAAGCAGAGGAGUUGGCUGAGUGUAAGGGGGAGGUGGCAGAUGCAGAGGAGUUGGCUGAGUGUAAGGGGGAGGUGGCAGAUGCAGAGGAGUUGGCUGAGUGUAAGGGGGAGGUGGCAGAAGCAGAGGAGUUGGCUGAGUGUAAGGGGGAGGUGGCAGAAGCAGAGGAGAGAAAGGAGAGGGAGGAGGUGGAUGAGUUGAGGCCGGAACUGGUACCUACUCAUGAGGAGUUUGAGGCAGCGCAAGGGGGGUUGGCAACAGCGCAGGGAUGGCAGCGGGUGGAGGACCUGAGGUUGGACGUGGAGCAGGGACUGCAGCAGAGCACUGGCAACAGCAGGGCCAUGUGGCAGAGGAUCAAGUCAGCGUCAUUCGGGACGAACCUGGAUCUGGGGGAUCUAUCCUGCCUCUCAGAUGCCAUCCUGGGCCACGUGUCCACCAUGACCCACCUGAAGAGUAUCCAACUGCGCAUGUCUUCCGGCUUCAACCCAGCAGCAGUCAAUCUCCUAUUCAGGCUGCCACGACUGAUGAGCUUAAAUCUCAGCCGCACAUCCGUUGACGACAGUUCCUUGGUGGAGAUCGGGGCAGCAAAGCGGCUUGGGCAUCUUGAUUUGAGCUACACCAACGUGACAGACGCCGGCUUGCUGCAGCUGACGAGCCUUUCUUAUCUGCGGACGCUGUAUCUUUCCGCCUGCAAGGCCAUCACAUCUGCUGGCAUGGCGCAUGUGGGGAGACUCACAUGCCUUGAGGUGCUUCUGAUGUGGGAGACGGAUGUGACGGACGAUGGGUUGCAGCACUUGAGCGGCCUGAGCUCCCUUCAUUGCUUGCACCUGAGUGGCUGCUGGGGUGUGUCAUCACACGGCAUGGAGCACGUGGGGAGGAUGGGCCGCCUUAAGAGCCUUUUCCUAGGUGGGAGUAGCGUGGAGGAUGAUGGGCUCCAGUAUUUGACCGCCUUGCCCAAGCUGGCGACUCUUGAGCUGCCAGCCGAACUGAGCACUGAUGCUGGCAUGGAGCUUCUCACGCAGCUGACUUCCUUGGAAAGCAUUGGGCUGGUGGAUCCGUUUGUGACCUUCAAGGGCUUGAAUGUUCUGAAGACAUUGCCACGCCUGAAGCUGAUUGCAACCCCGACGGAAGUGUCAGAUGUGGUGCGUCGCUUUCUCCAGGAAGUGCGGGUGGCACACCGUCUGCCAGCUUGCUACUAA
This is a messenger RNA of Closterium sp. Yama58-4, 1599 nucleotides long. Lineage: Eukaryota; Viridiplantae; Streptophyta; Zygnematophyceae; Desmidiales; Closteriaceae. The record is from the annotation of a GenBank genome assembly.